UUGCAAAAGGCUAUUGACCUUGUGACCAAAGCUACUGAGGAAGAUAAAAAUAAAAAUUAUGAGGAAGCUUUAAGACUUUAUGAACAUGGAGUAGAAUAUUUUCUUCAUGCUGUUAAGUAUGAAGCUCAAGGUGAAAGAGCGAAAGAGAGCAUUCGUGCUAAAUGUUUGCAAUAUCUGGACAGAGCAGAAAAAUUAAAGGAAUAUCUUAAGAAGGACCGCAAGAAAAAACCAGUUAAAGAUGGUGAAUCUAAUUCGAAAAGUGAAGACAAGAAGAGUGACAGCGAUAGUGAUUCUGAUGACCCUGAAAAGAAGAAACUACAAGGCAAACUGGAGGGAGCCAUAGUAGUUGAGAAACCACAUGUUAAAUGGAGUGAUGUUGCUGGUCUUGAAGCGGCAAAGGAGGCUUUGAAAGAAGCUGUUAUUCUUCCUAUAAAAUUUCCACAUUUAUUCACUGGUAAAAGAAUACCCUGGAAGGGAAUUUUGUUGUUUGGUCCACCUGGUACUGGUAAGUCAUAUUUGGCAAAGGCUGUUGCAACUGAAGCAAACAAUUCUACCUUCUUCUCUGUAUCCUCUUCUGACCUGGUUUCUAAAUGGCUCGGUGAAUCAGAGAAGUUAGUAAGAAACUUAUUUGAACUUGCGCGACAACAUAAACCGAGUAUCAUCUUUAUAGAUGAAAUUGAUUCUCUAUGUUCUUCUCGUUCUGAUAAUGAGUCUGAAUCAGCCAGAAGAAUCAAGACUGAGUUCCUUGUGCAGAUGCAAGGUGUUGGUAAUGACAUGGAUGGUAUUUUAGUACUUGGGGCAACCAAUAUUCCUUGGGUUCUUGAUGCUGCUAUAAGAAGGCGAUUUGAGAAGCGUAUUUACAUAGCCCUACCUGAGGAACAUGCUCGUUUGAUUAUGUUUAAGUUACAUUUGGGAAAUACCAGACAUAUGUUAACAGAGCAAGAGUUGAAGACUUUAGCUGCAAAAACUGAAGGCUAUUCUGGUGCUGACAUUAGCAUUGUUGUCCGUGAUGCUUUAAUGCAACCUGUACGUAAAGUUCAAUCAGCAACUCAUUUUAAGAGAGUGACUGGGCCUAGUCCAACUGAUCCCAAUCUUAUAGUUAAUGACCUUCUCACUCCCUGUUCUCCUGGUGAUCCAGGAGCUAUUGAGAUGACAUGGAUGGAGGUACCUAGUGACAAGUUAGGAGAGCCACCAGUUACAAUGUCAGACAUGUUGAGGUCCUUGGCAACGUCUAAACCAACUGUCAAUGACGAUGAUAUGGUAAAACUGAAAAAGUUUAUGGAAGAUUUUGGCCAAGAAGGAUAA
Parnassius apollo (apollo) is the source of this 1305-nucleotide messenger RNA. Lineage: Eukaryota; Metazoa; Arthropoda; Insecta; Lepidoptera; Papilionidae. The record is from the annotation of a GenBank genome assembly.